AUGGCUCAUAAUUACGAGGUGGGCACGCGGGCCUGGCAGCCUGAUCCGACGGAGGGCUGGAUUGCGUCUGAGGUGAAGGAGAAACUUGUUGAUGGGGAUAAAGUGCAACUCAUCUUUUCUAUAGAGAAUGGAGAGACAAAAACCUUCGAAACCAGUCAAGCUGAAUUGCAGAUUGACAACAACCCGAACUUGCCUCCGCUGAUGAAUCCUGCCAUGCUGGAGGCCAGUGAGGAUCUUACCAAUUUGUCGCACCUCAAUGAGCCUGCUGUUCUCCAGGCUAUAAAACUACGUUAUGCACAGAAAGAAAUAUAUACCUAUAGUGGCAUCGUCCUUAUCGCUACAAAUCCCUUUGCCCGAGUGGACUCUCUCUAUGUUCCUCAAAUGGUGCAGGUUUAUGCCGGAAAACAUCGAGCCUCACAAGCACCUCAUCUAUUCGCAAUUGCCGAGGAAGCAUUCGCCGAUAUGCUACGAGAUGGGAAGAAUCAGACCAUUGUUGUUUCUGGUGAAUCCGGGGCCGGAAAAACUGUCAGCGCGAAGUAUAUCAUGCGCUAUUUUGCGACCCGUGAAUCCUCUGACCAGCCUGGCAAGUAUACCACGAGUCGGGCAGAUGCUAUAAGCGAGACCGAAGAGCAGAUUUUAGCCACGAAUCCUGUCAUGGAAGCCUUUGGAAAUGCGAAGACAACACGCAAUGAUAAUUCUUCUCGCUUUGGGAAGUACAUCGAGAUUAUGUUUGAUGACAAAACCAAUAUCAUAGGUGCAAAGAUCAGGACUUAUCUACUGGAGAGAUCUCGUCUGGUGUUUCAGCCCCUCAAAGAGCGAAAUUACCAUAUCUUCUACCAGUUGGUAGCUGGUGCGACGGAUUCAGAGAGGCAAGAACUUGGCCUGACUUCGAUCGAAGAUUUUGAUUAUCUUAGUCAAGGCGGAACACCGACCAUUGAUGGUGUUGAUGAUCGAACGGAAUUCACUGCGACAAAAAGAUCCUUGAGUACCAUUGGAGUGCCCGAGAGAACCCAAGUGGAAAUCUUCAGAGUGCUCGCAGCCUUGCUUCAUCUCGGCAAUGUUAAGAUUACUUCUACAAGGACGGAUUCAAAUUUGUCACCCUCGGAGCCUUCUCUUGUACGAGCGUGUGAUAUGCUUGGGAUUGAUGCCAACGAAUUUUCAAAAUGGAUAGUGAAAAAGCAGCUGAUCACAAGGGGUGAAAAGAUUACCUCUAAUCUCACCCAGCAACAAGCAAUUGUUGUGAGAGACUCUGUUGCCAAAUUCAUCUAUUCGAGUUUGUUCGAUUGGCUUGUUGACAAGAUCAACCGCGGUCUGGCUACUGAUAAUAUCUUGAACAACUUUAGAUCCUUCAUUGGAGUUUUGGAUAUCUACGGAUUUGAACAUUUCGCGAAGAACUCCUUCGAGCAGUUUUGCAUCAAUUAUGCCAACGAGAAAUUGCAGCAGGAGUUCAAUCAGCACGUCUUCAAACUUGAGCAAGAAGAAUACAUACGUGAACAGAUAGAUUGGACUUUCAUUGACUUCUCAGAUAACCAACCUUGUAUUGAUUUGAUUGAAGCGAAACUGGGUAUUCUGUCUCUCCUGGAUGAAGAGUCCCGACUACCUAUGGGUUCAGAUGAGCAGUUCGUGACCAAGCUCCAUCAUAACUUUGCCGCAGACAAGCAGAAAUUCUAUAAAAAGCCGCGUUUCGGCAAAUCUGCGUUCACGAUCUGCCAUUACGCUGUCGAUGUAACGUAUGAAUCUGAUGGAUUCAUAGAGAAGAACAGGGAUACUGUACCUGACGAACACAUGGAGAUCCUGCGCAGCUCCUCUAACGAGUUUGUGAAGGAGAUUCUCGAUACUGCUGCCGCUGUCCGUGAGAAGGAUUCGGCUUCGAUUUCCUCUAAACCUGUUGCCGCUCCGGGGCGCAAGAUCGGAGUCGCUGUCAAUCGCAAGCCAACUCUUGGUGGAAUAUUUAAGUCAUCAUUGAUCGAGCUAAUGAACACGAUCAACUCGACAGAUGUUCAUUAUAUCCGCUGUAUCAAACCCAAUGAGGCCAAGGAGCCCUGGAAAUUCGAGGGACCAAUGGUUCUCAGUCAAUUGAGAGCCUGCGGUGUUCUCGAAACUGUUCGUAUCAGUACAGCUGGCUACCCAACCCGCUGGACUUACGAAGAAUUCGCAGUCAGAUACUACAUGCUAUGCCAUUCAUCGCAAUGGACGUCGGAAAUCAGAGAUAUGUGUCAUGCCAUUUUACAGAAGGCUCUCGGGGACGGUACUCAGCAAAAGCAAGACAAGUAUCAGUUAGGUUUGACCAAAAUUUUCUUCCGCGCUGGCAUGCUUGCUUUUCUGGAGAAUCUCCGUACAUCCAGGCUUAAUGAGUGUGCAAUAAUGAUUCAGAAGAAUCUGCGGUGCAAGUACUACCGGCGCAGGUAUCUCGAUGCUCGUGCCUCUAUUCUCACAACCCAAGCUCUGGUUCGGGGUUUUCUUGCGAGGCAGUAUGCGGCUGAGACUCGCAAGAUAAAAGCAGCUACAACUAUUCAACGAGUGUGGAGAGGGCACAAGGAAAGAAAGAAGUACAAUCAAAUCCGCGCGAACUUCAUCCUUUUCCAGUCGGUUGCUAAAGGAUUUCUCUGCCGUCAAAACAUCCUAGACACCAUACAUGGCAAUGCAGCCAAAGUAAUACAGCGCUCUUUCCGCUCCUGGCGGCAAUUACGCGCGUGGAGGCAAUACCGGAAGAAUGUCGUUAUCGUUCAGAACCUCUGGAGAGGGAAGCAGGCUAGGAAGCAAUACAAAAAGCUUCGAGAAGACGCAAGAGAUCUGAAGCAAAUAUCCUACAAGCUCGAGAACAAGGUGGUAGAACUAACACAAUACCUUGAGUCAUUGAAACGUGAGAACAAGGCGUUAAACUCGCAAUUGGAGAACUAUGAAACCCAACUGAAAUCAUGGAGAAGCCGUCACAAUGUCCUCGAAAAUCGUUCGAGAGAGCUGCAGGCCGAAGCCAAUCAAGCUGGCAUCACUGCUGCUCGCUUAACCGCGAUGGAAGAUGAAAUGCACAGGUUGCAGCAAAAUCAUCAUGAUGCUCAGGCGACGGUGAAGAGACUUCAGGAGGAGGAAAGAAUAUCACGGGAAUCUAUCCGUUCUGCGAACGAAGAGCUGGAGCGACUCCAGCAGUUGAACAGCGAGGCAGAGAACGAGAAGGCUUCUCUUCGUCAACAAAUCGUCGAACUCGAGGAAAAGCUUGAAAUUGCGAAGCGGGCCGUUCCCGUCAAUGGCUUGGGUGGUGAUCAUACGAACGGCGGAUCAACUCAACCGCCCGCAGCUGGCCUGAUCAACCUGGUGUCUUCAAAAAAGCCCAAGCCCAAAAGACGUAGCGCUGGUGCCGAACGUAUUGACACAGACCGCUUUAGUGGAGCUUACAACCCAAGACCAGUCUCUAUGGCAAUUCCGAGCUCCGCAAUGGGACGGCAGCCAUUCACAGGCAACACAUUUUCUCCAGGCUUGGAUUCGGUUGAGGUAGAGCUCGAGAAUCUUCUCUCUGAGGAAGACGAACUCAAUGAAGAGGUAACAAUGGGCCUGAUUCGCAAUCUAAAGAUCCCAGUACCUAGUUCUACACCUCCGCCUACGGAGAAGGAGGUUCUUUUCCCGGCAUACCUCAUCAACCUUGUUACUUCGGAAAUGUGGAACAAUGGUUUCGUGAAGGAAUCAGAGCGCUUCUUGGCCAAUGUGAUGCAGUCGAUACAGCAAGAGGUUAUGCAGCACGAUGGCGACGAUGCCGUUAACCCUGGGGCUUUCUGGCUAUCCAAUGUACACGAAAUGCUAUCGUUCGUUUUCUUGGCUGAAGAUUGGUACGAAGCCCAAAAAACUGAUAACUUCGAGUAUGAUCGCCUGCUGGAGAUUGUCAAACACGAUCUAGAGAGCCUCGAGUUCAAUAUCUACCAUACUUGGAUGAAAGUACUAAAGAAAAAGCUCUUCAAAAUGAUUGUACCAGCGAUCAUCGAAUCCCAGUCGCUUCCAGGCUUCGUUACAAGUGAAACGAAUCGAUUCCUCGGAAAGCUUCUUCCGUCCAACAACAAUCCUGCUUACAGUAUGGAUAAUCUCCUCAGUCUUCUCAAUAAUGUCUACAAGGCCAUGAAGGCUUUCUAUCUUGAGGAGUCUAUCAUUACUCAAACAGUGACCGAACUUCUUCGACUCGUGGGCGUUACAGCUUUCAAUGACCUGCUGAUGCGCAGGAAUUUUCUAUCUUGGAAACGUGGCUUGCAAAUUAACUACAAUAUCACCCGCAUCGAAGAGUGGUGUAAGAGCCACGAUAUGCCCGAAGGCACACUGCAGUUGGAGCAUUUGAUGCAAGCAACGAAACUUUUGCAGUUGAAGAAGGCGACCCUCAAUGAUAUAGAGAUUAUCCAAGAUAUCUGCUGGAUGCUGUCCCCGAACCAGAUACAGAAAUUGUUGAACCAGUAUCUUGUUGCUGAUUACGAACAACCUAUCAAUGGCGAAAUCAUGAAAGCCGUUGCGUCUCGUGUCACUGAGAAGAGCGAUGUGCUUCUUCUGACCCCCGUUGACAUGGAAGACAGUGGCCCGUACGAGAUUGCAGAGCCACGUGUCAUCACAGCCUUGGAAACCUAUACACCCUCUUGGCUACAAACACCGCGACUUAAACGGCUCGCCGAAAUAGUGUCGGCUCAGGCGAUGGCACAACAGGAAAGGCUAGACAUGGCAGAAACCAGCGAGGGAUUGAUUACCGCUAAAUAG
This is a messenger RNA of Aspergillus saccharolyticus JOP 1030-1, 4725 nucleotides long. Its product is annotated as type V myosin. Bases 1 to 4725 code for a protein of 1574 amino acids. The transcript has 7 exons. Gene Ontology annotation, cellular component: actin cytoskeleton; cytoplasm; vesicle. Gene Ontology annotation, molecular function: microfilament motor activity; actin filament binding; ATP binding. Gene Ontology annotation, biological process: actin filament organization; vesicle transport along actin filament. NCBI's taxonomy places the organism in Eukaryota, Fungi, Ascomycota, Eurotiomycetes, Eurotiales, Aspergillaceae. The record is from RefSeq and is a predicted model, not a curated record.